CACGUUCGAAUGUCAAAUAUGUAGAGUGAUUAUUGAAAAUAAUAAACGAAAGGUUCACUCAAACGAUCCGAUACAUAUUGAUACCAUUUUGGUUUGAUUCUGCAUAGUAAUUCGCAUUAAAUCACACUCUCUUCAUCCAUUAAAUUAACAAAACACAAAAGAUCAAGACAACACAGUAGCAGCAGCAGCAGCAGUAGCAGCAAUGGCAACUAACGAAGAAAGCGUUGUGGAUAAUAUGAAACAUUGUUAUGAGAAUUUGAUUUUAAUUGAUGUUGGUGCAAAUUUAACAAAUAAAAAAUAUAGCCGUGAUCUUGACGCAGUUGUACAAAGAGCACAAGAUUCAGGUAUUCAUCCCCUUGAUUCCAAAUCGGUGAUUGAGGAGCCAGAGAGCUGGGUGGAAUACGAAUCAAUAGCGAAUCAACCAGAAUGUGUAGCGAUCGGUCCGUGCGGAUUAGAUUACCAAAGAGAUUUCUCCGAGCCCAAUGUGCAAAAACAAAUAUUCGAAAAGCAACUAGAAUUAGCGAUUCAAUUGAAAAAGCCAGUUUUGAUACACGAACGAUCUGCUCAGGAAGAUGUUUUGAAUAUACUCUCAAAAUUCCCAAGCAUAACACAGAUAGUAAUUCGUGGUUUUAUGGGCUCAACUGAAGACGCUUUAGUGUAUUUGUCUCGAGACUAUUACUUGGGUUUCACUGGCUAUCUCUGCAAAGAUAAAUCUGAUACGGGUGUUCGAAAAUUGCUCGAAGGCGGUGAAUUGCCGCUCGAGAAAAUUUUGGUCGAAAGUGAUGCUCCGUUCAUGUAUCCCAAUACUCGUGCUUCCAAACUUCCACAACACGUUAAAACUGGUAUCACUGAACGCUCACAACUCUUUUUACAUAGAUAUUGCACAUUUCAACGAAACGAGCCCUGUAGCUUGCCGGCAAUUGUUGAAAUGAUUGCUGCCUUAAUGUGUAAAAAACCAGAAGAUGUGGCCUUGGCGACCGCCUUCAACGCACUCAAACUUUUUGGUUUGUCACAAUGAACAAACAAAAAGGAAUGCGUUGCGACUGUUUUGUAUGAUUUCAAAAAUUUUAAAAACAAAUUCUCAUUUCAAUUGGACAAAUGGCACAAAAACACACACAAAUACACAUAUUUUUUAGACAAAUAUUUUGAUAUUGAAACUUUUUGUCAAUAUGACAUGAAUAAUAUAUUUAGUAAAUAUUACCUGUUGUCUUGCCAAAAUUUCUACAUAGAUUAUUUACAACGAAUACGAUACUAUUUUUUUCUUCAAUUGUUAAGUUUCUGAUUCGGCAGAUUGUUCUGUUGAAACACCUCAGUUUAUAUAUAUACGAAUUGCGAAACGAGCCAAAAGAUGUUACAGAUAUUUUUUUUUGUCAUAUCGUCAAAAAUGAAAAAUGUUUUGAAUAUAAUGAGCCCAUUUAUAUUGAAACAUAUCAGGUACAUUCUUAUUACCGUUGGAGCUAUUAUUGAUGAUGAGGUUCUUGUUAGAUUUAUAUAUUUUGCAAUGUGCAUCAUAUCACAAAACUUGAGAUUGUUUCUUUUUUUUGUCUAAAUUUACUAUUUGUUGAUAAGCAAAUUCAAUGUAUUUGUGAUCACAUGACAGCUGAAUAUUUAAAACGGAAAUUGUUUAGUGCUAAAUAAUUGUUUUCGACACAUUGGUUCACAUUACUGAAAUACUGGAGGUACCAUUGAAGACAGAACACCCUGCACCCUAUGUAUAUACAAAUGAGAUGAAAUAUAUUUUUGUAAAAAUUGACUCCAA
Molecule: messenger RNA, 1759 nt
Organism: Sitodiplosis mosellana (orange wheat blossom midge)
Lineage: Eukaryota; Metazoa; Arthropoda; Insecta; Diptera; Cecidomyiidae
Product: 3'-5' ssDNA/RNA exonuclease TatD
Cellular component (GO): cytosol
Molecular function (GO): single-stranded DNA 3'-5' DNA exonuclease activity
Source: RefSeq, a predicted model, not a curated record